This is a messenger RNA of Exaiptasia diaphana, 990 nucleotides long. Its product is annotated as histamine H2 receptor-like. The transcript has a single exon. Gene Ontology annotation, biological process: G protein-coupled receptor signaling pathway. Gene Ontology annotation, molecular function: G protein-coupled receptor activity. The coding region runs from base 1 to 990 and encodes 329 amino acids. The record is from RefSeq and is a predicted model, not a curated record. Gene Ontology annotation, cellular component: membrane. Lineage: Eukaryota; Metazoa; Cnidaria; Anthozoa; Actiniaria; Aiptasiidae.
AUGGCAAAUAACUCUUCAAGUACGAGUUUCRUUGCUGKAAGUACCAGUCCUGCUCUUUGCUUCCUCUCACAGAGAGAUCAUGAUCCCUAYAAUAUGACAAACCUUCCAGAUUCUGUCGAGCCGAUUCGCACCGUCCUUUCUGUUGUCAAUGGUGUAGCGUCUCCUCUAACAGUCGUUGUUAACACGUUGAUUGCUUGGUCUGUACUUGAAGAUGAAGAUCUUCGAUCAUCUUCUUUUAAUAUUUUACUGGUAGCUUUGGCAGUUACCGACUUUCUAGUGGGUUUGCUGGUUGAACCCAUCUUUUCGUAUCACCAGAGUUGUUUUGUGAACAAUUGUUAUUCGCCUUGUACAUUUACCGUUUACGUUUUGUCAGACUUGACCUUUAGUGGUCUUUCAGUUUUGACGUUAACUUUAGUGAGUUUAGAAAGAUACCUUGCUAUUGAACAUCCCAAUUUUUACCGUAAGAUGGUGACAGCAAAGAGAGUCAUGUUAGGAACGAUGAUUCUCUGGGCAGUAAGUUUAGCAAUGAUGAUGAGUGUCACCAUUUUGUUAAAAAAAAUCGAAAGCAAACCAUUUUUAUUUCAACCUAUGGUAUUCGCGGGUCUUAGCAACCUGGUCAUUUUAUACUGCUCUAUCAAAGUUCAAGUGACAGCUUACCGCCAGCGUAGAACCAUCGCCCUACAGCAAGAAUCAGUUCAGCAGCCCGACGAACAACAACGACAACAACAACGACUCAAAGAAUACAAGCGAGUGUUCAUGACGACCAUAUUAGUUAUCGUGUCGAUUCUCUUUUACGUUCCUUUCAUUAUAGUUGUAGUGAUACAAGCCGUCACAGGUAAAGAUGUCAUGAGAGAUUACCACGCCAUGGCUAUCUGUCUGACAUUACUUCAUCUCCARUCUCUUAUCAACCCAAUCCUCGUCUCACUGCGUCUAUCUUAUAUUCGAACAAGCAUAAAAAACAAACUAAUAAGUUGCUUUAGUUGCAACUGA